This is a messenger RNA of Schistosoma curassoni, 2413 nucleotides long. The record is from the annotation of a GenBank genome assembly. NCBI's taxonomy places the organism in Eukaryota, Metazoa, Platyhelminthes, Trematoda, Strigeidida, Schistosomatidae.
GAUAAUAUUUUGCUGUUGCUGACAAACAAAAAUUAAACCAUGUCUACUACUGGUGUUAGGUUCUGUCUCGCAGUCCCAAAGUCGUUAAAACAUCCAAAAUAUUCCGAUAAUACCUAUCAAGUACGUGUUGCUCAUAGACUAGCUGAAUGUCUUAAAACGUCCAUUAUGGAAAACCGUCUAAUGUCAACUUUUGUUCCUACUGACAGACAGAUUAACAUUGAGUGUGAUGACCAGCCAGUAUUUACAUCUUGUUGUACAAUUGAUGAAACACCAACUGAUUUGAAUAAUUGUAGUCAUUCUACACACUUUGUUCUGAUAUAUAUACCAAAGUUGUGGCUUAAACAAUGUGCAUCAUUACUAAGACCGGAUUUAUCAAUCGAUAAACAAGAACUCAAUAAUUGUGUUCAAAAGUUAACCGAUGGGCAAACAGCUUGGCUUGCCGAACUCGCUAUUCGUAGUUUAGUUUUGUCUAAGGCACAUAUUAAAAGUCUUGUAUGUGAUUUGGGUUUGUCCUUAAAUCUGAUUGAUAAUAUUGAUGAGUAUAUUUUAUCAAAUCGUCCAGCUCUAUUCAUCUUAGAGUUUUUAGGACUAAUGUCUAAUUUAACUAGAAGUCAUGACAAAAUGGAAAGACGAUCUAUAUGGACCGAUCAUUUCUCCACUUUAAAUGUAUUUCCGAAUUCUGAGAAAUUACGUCAGUAUUUUGGUGAUUCAAUUGGAUUUUAUUUUGUUUGGAUGAAGUCUUAUUGUGUUUAUUUAACUUGUCCGUUAAUCGCUGGUUUAUUUUGUCAAGUGUUCAAUUUACUAAAUGGUCAAUAUUUUGAAGAUAAGCAAGUAUCACUAGGAAUUCAUUUAGUUUAUACUAUUUUCAUGAUAUUAUGGGCUGUUAUCUGUACUAAACUGUGGCAACGUGAGUAUAUUUCUUGUGUCGAUCGAUGGUCUGGCAAUGCCUUAAUUGAAUUAGCAGCAAAUGACUUAACUUGGCUGUUUAACUUUACUGAUCAGAGACCAACUUUUCACGGCACUUGGAGACAAAGUCGCGUUACUGGCUUGAUGGAAUUGCACUAUCCUGCAGCUAAACGUCGAUUACGUUAUGUGGCAUCCGGUUUCAUUACAUUAGCAUGUUUGUUAUGGGCUAUAUUUGUAAAUAUUGCCCUGUUGAAUAUGGAAGGUUUUAUCGUAGCAGAAAAGUCGCCAUGGUUUCAUAUAGGAUUCGUAAGUCAGUUCGCUGAACCUGAUGCAAUAUUUGAUCCGAACGCCAAUGGAAUAUUAUCGUAUAUUCCUGGGGUUUUACAUUCUUUAAUGGUUUUCGUUAUGAAUCAAAUAAUUUUUCGUGCUAUUGCUGAACAUCUAACCGAAUGGGAAAAUCAUUGUACAAAUAAGGAUUAUGAACGUGCAUUGAUUAUAAAACGUUUCUUAUUUGAAUUGGUUGAUGCAUAUGGUGGUUUAAUUUAUUUAGGCUUUAUAUUAGCUGAUCGUUUGGCAUUACGUUCACUUUUAUUAACAAUGUUUGCUACUGAUUCAAUUAGACGCUUAACACUUGAAUGUAUUAUACCAUACAUAAUUUAUCGAUUUCGUGCAUGGAAAGAAAAACAAUCAAUUGGUUUAAUUAAACGUAACCACAAUAGUGAAAAACCUAUGUAUCAAAUACGUGUUGAACGUGAAUUAUGCGCAGAUAUUUAUGAAUCAUUUGAUGAUUAUUUAGAAAUGGUUUUACAACAUGGUUAUCUUGUAUUAUUUGCUUAUGCAUCACCAUUAUUUAUUACAAUUUUAGCUAUAUUAUGUACAUUUCUUGAAAUACAUUUUGAUGUAUUCAAAUUAUUUUGGGUAACACAAUGUCCUAAAUCAAAUUUAUUACUUAGAGAACAAUCUAUAUGGUUAUUGCUAUUAGGUAUACAAGCUUGGUUAUCUGUAUUAACUAAUGCUGGUUUAUUAAUAUCAGAAAUUCAUCGAUUAGAAAUUUUAACUGAUGUGACUGCAAGCACUAUAUUUCUAAUAUUUGAACAUUGCCUUAUAUUCAUUGCUUUAUGUAUACAUUUUUUAAUAUCCGAUACACCGGUUACUGUACGAGAUGCUAGAUUAGCUCGAGAUUUUGCUAGAGCACGUUUGUUGAAUCCUAAAAAAGAUAAUUAAUUAUACGAAGAUCAUGCUGCACAUAAAUGCACGUAUUACAUAAUACACAAAGUUUAGAAAGUCGUGAUGUGAUAUAUUAGUAAUUGUUUUAGCCUUUUUCACCUACUUAUAUUUAUUAUUUUGUUUGUCCUGAUUACGUUGUAUCUUACUUAAUAUACUUUACAAUUUUAGUAUAUGAAUUUUGUAGACUUUUGUUUGUACUCAUCAAACUUAGACAAUACGUUUUUUUCAAUGAUUUGUUAUUGAAUGAUGUUUUGAACGUUUAUCCAUAAAAGUCAAUACA